Molecule: messenger RNA, 294 nt
Organism: Trichomonas vaginalis G3
Lineage: Eukaryota; Parabasalia; Trichomonadida; Trichomonadidae
Exons: 1
Coding region: 1-294 (97 amino acids)
Source: RefSeq, a predicted model, not a curated record
AUGCUUGCAGGAGGAUAUUGUACUUCAUAUUCAAAGCUUUAUACAGCAUUACGUUCAUCUUUCGCUCUUUUGUUCGCUGAUUACGUUUUUCCAUCGCUACUUGAAUUCAAUGCUGAACAAUCAGUCCAUUGUUUCCUUUCAAUGGUAAUUUCUUUGACUUACAUGUUGUUUAGCUUAGUUUGCCUUGCAAACUUUGCUUCCGAACAGUAUCUCAAAUACAGAAACCAUGCUUAUAUAUUCCAAGGAGAUUCCACUCUUCCAAUGAUUGAAAACAAUCAGAAUUCAAUGUUAUAA